GACGACAAGUCAACGUUUUUCCAGUUUGGAGCUUCCAUCCAGCAGGAGGCGCUGUUGAUGUUGAGCAUCAUGGAGGAGUACGACUGGCACAUCUUUUCCAUCGUCACCUCCAAGUUCCCCGGGUACCAGGAGUUUAUCAACGUCCUCAAGAGCACCGUGGACAACAGUUUUGUAGGCUGGGACCUGCAGCACAUCAUAACAUUAGAUGCUGUGGAGGAAGACAGUAAGAGUCAAAUCAUGUUGAAGAAGGUCCAAUCCCCGGUGGUUCUGUUGUACUGCUCUAAAGAUGAGGGAGUCUUUAUCCUGGAGGAGGCUCGCUCCCUGGGCCUCACCGGGUUCGGAUACAUCUGGAUCGUCUCCAGCCUGACCUCCGGCACCACCGAGACGGUACCCGAGGAGUUCCCCUCGGGCAUGGUGUCCGUCUCCUCUGAGGACUGGGACUACCCUCUGGAGGCGCGGGUGAGGGACGGGCUGGGCAUCAUCACGUCCGCUGCCUCCGCCAUGCUGGAGGAGUACGGAGAAAUACCUGAAGCGAGGACUUCCUGUUAUGGGACACAGCCGGAGAAGCCUUCCAAGGUUCCUCCUCUCGCUCUACACAAGUAA
Molecule: messenger RNA, 603 nt
Organism: Oncorhynchus tshawytscha (Chinook salmon)
Lineage: Eukaryota; Metazoa; Chordata; Actinopteri; Salmoniformes; Salmonidae
Product: glutamate receptor ionotropic, NMDA 2A-like
Exons: 2
Source: RefSeq, a predicted model, not a curated record